UUUGGUUCAGGACUCAAAAAAAGAUCUGCUGCUUCUGUUCCAGUGCAAGUGAACGUGGUGACGCUGACCUCUGCUGCCCUGCGUAGAUCCAGCAACACCUCUUAUCCAACUUCUAAAAUUUGCUAAGGUUUCUCUUGAUUUGAACACACCACAGGAAACGUCAGUGGGCAGACAUGGGCUGCCGGGAUGUUCAUGCAGCAACAGUGCUGGCCUUCCUCAGCGGAACAGCCUCGGUGGCCGGACUCCUGGCGGCAGUUCUGCUUCCAAACUGGAGGCAAAUGAGACUGUACACGUUCAACAAGAACGAGAAGAAUGUGACCGUUUACACCGGACUCUGGAUUAAGUGUGCUCGCAUUGAUGGGAGCAGAGACUGCGUGAUAUAUGACCCACAGUGGUACACGGCCGUUGAUCAGCUGGAUUUGCGCGUUCUUCAGUUUGCCCUCCCGCUCAGUAUGUUUACUGCUGUCUCAGCUCUGUUUCUCUGCUUGAUUGGCAUGUGUAACACAGCCUUUGUGUCGAGUGUGCCAAACGUCAAGCUGGCAAAAUGCCUCGUAAAUAGCGCGGGCUGCCAUCUCGUGGCCGGCCUCUUGUUCCUGCUCGCAUGUGCAAUUUGUCUCACUCCGUCAAUCUGGGUCAUUUUUUAUAACAAUUAUCUGAACAGAAAAUACGAGCCUGUCUUUAGCUUUGACAUCUCUGUAUUUAUUGCCAUCGCCAGCGCCGGUGGUCUGUUUUUCACUUCCGUUUUGUUAUUUCUGUGGUAUUGUGCGUGUAAGAGCCUACCGUCUCCUUUCUGGCAGCCCCUCUACUCGCAUGCCCCCAGCAUGCACAGCUACGCCUCUCAGCCGUAUUCUGCACGCUCUCGCCUCUCUGCCAUAGAAAUCGACAUUCCUGUUGUGACGCAUACGUCCUAAAGAGAUGAAGUCCUGGAAGUCAAGCUCUUGUGCUCACUUGAACCAUGAAAAUUGCAGGCUUGGUUCUCUACUGCCUUGUACUGAGCGUAAUCAUUGCUCUGCACCCCGAGGUGCAGAGCAGUGGAGACCUGAGUUCAGCAAGUCUGCUGUUCUCAUGGGUUCCUUCCUGAACAACUUUUGCAGUUUGCUUUUGGAUUUAUUUUGUUUGCUUUUUCCUCUGAGCUCACUACAGACAAAAUUGCUGCUAAUGCUGGCACAGUACACUAACAGUGGUAUCCGUUCAUGCAAGUUGUCUUGCAUAUUUGUUCAGCCUUCCGUUUUUUGAGAUCAAAGCAGGCUUGAACCUCUUUGAUGAACAAUUUUUAGAGUCUGAUCCCCUUAGAAGAGCUGCAUAGGUGGACCCUUGCAGCCAUGCGUUAUCCAAAUGCAGGGAGUGGAACUGGUUUUAGGUGUUUCACUGAGCUUAUUGUAACAGAUCAAAAAAAUAACCUAGUAUAGUCCAAAGAGUAUUGUCAUUUAGGGGGAGCAAAGGUGAUUAAGAAACAGGUUAGCGAGUUUUCAUCUAGACACGUGUAUUUUAAGAUGUGAAGCCUCAAAAGUGAAUUUGGCAGAUGAGUUCAGUUCUAUAGCACUGCUUUUUGUUUUGUAAUGGGCACACAAAAAGCCAACUGCCUAUGAACCUCCGCAGUAGAGAUAGUGUCAAAAUACUUUUUAUUUUCAAAGUAGCUCUUGGAAGAAAUAAGCGAUUUAGCUAAUGAUGUUCUUCUGUACUGUAAUAACAUUUUGUGAAUCACUGGAGGCUAGAAAUGGUUUUGUGAAUUUUCUUUUCUAGUCUUUUUUAAUGAGUUAGUGAAUUCACUAGAUCUAUUUUGACAUUAAAACAAAGACCACUUGUAUUUUUGAAGAGUCUGUUGAAAAAAAUGUUUUAUUUGAAGGCUAUCCUUCAGAUCUGAACAAUGGAUUUGCAAGUCUAACAAGUUUAAAAUUAAUAAUGCUUUAAUGCUAAAGUGUUAUUUAGUUCUGGAGAGAAGUAUCAGUCACUACAGAAUGGAUUAGGAAAACCAUGAAGAAUUCUAAAGGCUAUGAAGGAUUGUGGGCAGUGUUCCAAAACAGUGUCUCUCUAGAAAGGGGAUUAUGACCCUAUGGAGAGAUUUUUAUUUUUUUUAAUGUAUAUAGAAAUAACAAUGACCUUGCUUAUUUUUCACCAUUGAUGUUUACAGAAGUUUUAUAGUCCGCAGUUGCUAUACUUUCAUGCUAUAGCUUAUUUAAUUACUGAUUAAAACUUUCACCUUACAGCUCUGUAAGUAUGAGGAAGGGUUAUAGAUUCCCAGCCUGGGAUGUCUAAAUCAUUUUUCUCUCCUCAUGUGCAGAGUAGGUCAGUCUUAGGGAUCAAAGCUUUUCAAUAGGGGCUUUAAAAUUACUUGGAUAGUUGAUGAUAGUGAAUUGAAUGCUAUUAUAAUUAAGACAAAUACUUGAUUUGCUCAGAUUUUGGCAGACUGAGAUUUUGGAUUUAAGAUGUCAUUCCAGUACAGAAAGUUAUUUUAAUUGGUGCCAUUCUCGAGCUUAGCGGAUAUUUGUAUUUCAUUAAUCCCAGAACAGAUUUGUUUUGCUGAAAGCAAAUAUGAGUCCUUUAACUCCAGUUCUGCAAACUCGUCCAAGGUCUUGAUAAUCAGAUCAUUUCAUUUUGCAUUAGAAAUGAGCAAAUGCUCUACUGGGCAAAUGUUGCCCUGUUACAAUGUGUGCAAUAACAAACACUACGUUAAGACGAAUCACUUUGUCCUAGCUGGCAGGCCUCAGACUCGCGUGGACGAAGUGAGCAAGCUGAUCUCUGUUCUGAGUUCCCAGCACGGUCAGUAGAGUGACAAGCCCUUCCAGAAGGGGACGCAGAGUGCUUGAUGAAAUUGCAGACUAGGGCAUUGAUGCCUAAAGAAAAAGAACAAGGAAUGGGUGAUAAAAGAGACAGGCCUCUGAAGUUGCAUGAAUUUAAUACCUUCUUAAAUUUUCAAGGUGUGAUGUUAGAUGAAGGAUCUUUUUUAAUCAGAUCAUGACUUGUAUCCACAUUUUUCUUCAGAAUUGAACUUUGCUUUACUGUUACUGUCUGUCUAACCACAGAUACUGUUGCUGCUUCAGCUGCCUGUGCCUGUAGAUGCUUUGUAAGGUCAAAGCACAGGGACCGCUGGUUUGUGACUUCACGUUGCCUUGCUUCCCCAACCCUCCAGUGUCUUGCCUUCUUUGUGCCUUGCUUAAGUUAUGAGUUGGCUAGCAAAUGUUAGUUUAUAGUCAGUGUCUGGUACACUCUUAGAGUCUGAAUUUACAACUCAUUUUGACCAUUUGGGAGGGAUGAUGAAGAAAUUCAUCUCUCAGUGACUUUAAAAGGAUCCGAAUUUUCAGUAUCUCCAGAGCAAGAAAGGCAGCCUGGCAAACUGAUGAUUUCUUCGGAGAGUAACUGCAGCCAGGGUUUUUUUCUUUAUGGUUUAAACAGGAGAUGUCUGUCACAACUGUUGCAUUCCCACUUUCAUUUUUAUGCAGUAAACUUUCAAUUAGUAGUUGCUGCUGCCUAUGCCGGUAACUUGUUGCUUUGAAAAUUGUUUCUUUUCAAAAGUCUGAGAUGGACUUGAGCUAUGAAAAGCGGGGAUCUGAAAGCUGGUGGAUUCUCAUGUAUGCUGUAGUGAAGGUAAUCGUCAUCAGAAAGACUGUGGCUCCAUGUUGUAUCAGCAAAGCACAGCCGAGUCUCUUUCAACAGUGCUGUUACUUACUGUGAGUUGCCUCUGGACCCAAAGUGGAAUUACCUGGAAGUGCUGUGCUGUAUUUCUCAUUGUUUACAGAAGGGGUGGCCAACCUGUGGCAAUAGGCCCCGGACCUGGAGAGAAAAACACACGUGUCCUGCCUGUAUCCAAGCCAGGGAGCAGCUGAUGUGCAGCAGCACCCCUGCCUCUGCCCAGCUGCUCCUGCCUGGGCACUCUGCUGGGUGCAAGGCAGACACUGUGGGUCUUAAACAGAAAGAUUUUAAUUUGUAGCUCAUGCAGGCAAAGGGUGGGUGCUGUGAGAUUAUGGGAACCUGUAUUUUUUUUCCAAGUAAUUCCUUUCCAACUUAAGUUGUGUUUAAUUACAGUGUGGGUUCUUUUUAUGUAAAACAGAAGAUAUGUAUUUUUAAUAAAACAUUCUCAUACAGAUGCA
Molecule: messenger RNA, 4088 nt
Organism: Oxyura jamaicensis (ruddy duck)
Lineage: Eukaryota; Metazoa; Chordata; Aves; Anseriformes; Anatidae
Gene: CLDN12
Product: claudin 12
Exons: 3
Coding region: 174-911 (245 amino acids)
Cellular component (GO): plasma membrane
Source: RefSeq, a predicted model, not a curated record